Molecule: messenger RNA, 3401 nt
Organism: Astyanax mexicanus (Mexican tetra)
Lineage: Eukaryota; Metazoa; Chordata; Actinopteri; Characiformes; Acestrorhamphidae
Gene: atp6v1b2a
Product: ATPase, H+ transporting, lysosomal, V1 subunit B, member a
Exons: 14
Coding region: 142-1662 (506 amino acids)
Biological process (GO): ATP metabolic process; proton transmembrane transport
Cellular component (GO): proton-transporting V-type ATPase, V1 domain
Molecular function (GO): ATP binding; proton-transporting ATPase activity, rotational mechanism
Source: RefSeq, a predicted model, not a curated record
CGCUCCCGCAGGCCUGACUGGGUCAUAUGACUGAACGGCGCAAGACAGAAGCUGUAGCCGGACAGACCUCACUCUCCACUGGGCAGCUAGCUGAAUAAUCCCUCUUCCCCUUCGACCACAGUUUCUGCAACUGACCCAAAGAUGGCAACUCUCCUGGCGAACCGGCCGGUGGAUCUGAACGGGCCCGAGGCCGCGGCGCGGCAGCACGCAGAGGCGGUGAAGAGGAACUACAUCUCCCAGCCCAGACUCACGUACUCCACUGUGUCUGGUGUAAAUGGUCCCCUGGUCAUUCUGGACAAUGUCAAAUUUCCUCGUUAUGCUGAGAUUGUCCACCUCACUUUGCCAGAUGGUACUAGGAGGAGUGGCCAGGUGCUGGAGGUGAUUGGCAGCAAGGCUGUAGUUCAGGUGUUUGAAGGGACCUCAGGUAUCGAUGCUAAGAAGACGGCAUGCGAGUUUACAGGUGAUAUCCUGCGCACACCUGUGUCUGAAGACAUGCUGGGACGUGUCUUUAACGGUUCUGGUAAACCCAUCGAUCGUGGCCCCACUGUGCUGGCUGAGGACUACCUUGACAUUAUGGGUCAGCCCAUCAACCCUCAGUGCCGUAUCUAUCCAGAGGAGAUGAUCCAGACUGGCAUCUCCGCCAUUGAUGGCAUGAACAGCAUCGCCCGAGGACAGAAAAUCCCCAUCUUCUCUGCUGCUGGACUUCCACAUAAUGAGAUUGCUGCUCAGAUCUGUCGUCAGGCUGGUUUGGUGCAGAAGUCGAAGGACGUGAUGGACUACAGCUCCGACAACUUCGCCAUCGUCUUUGCUGCUAUGGGAGUCAACAUGGAGACUGCCCGAUUCUUCAAGUCUGAUUUCGAGGAAAAUGGAUCCAUGGACAACGUCUGUCUGUUCCUGAAUCUGGCUAAUGACCCCACGAUUGAACGUAUCAUCACUCCUCGUCUGGCUCUGACCUCAGCCGAGUAUUUGGCCUAUCAGUGUGAGAAGCACGUGCUGGUCAUCCUGACGGAUAUGAGCUCCUACGCUGAAGCUCUGCGAGAGGUGUCUGCUGCUCGUGAAGAGGUGCCGGGUCGACGUGGUUUCCCAGGUUACAUGUACACUGAUCUGGCAACCAUCUACGAGAGAGCUGGGAGAGUGGAGGGCCGAAACGGAUCAAUCACACAGAUCCCUAUUCUUACCAUGCCUAAUGACGAUAUUACUCAUCCCAUCCCUGAUCUGACUGGUUACAUCACGGAGGGUCAGGUGUAUGUGGACCGUCAGCUGCAUAACAGACAGAUAUAUCCCCCCAUCAACGUGCUGCCCUCACUGUCCCGUCUGAUGAAAUCUGCUAUUGGAGAGGGGAUGACCCGCAAGGAUCACGCAGACGUCUCCAAUCAACUGUACGCUUGCUAUGCUAUUGGGAAAGACGUGCAGGCAAUGAAGGCUGUGGUGGGUGAAGAAGCUUUGACCUCAGAUGACCUUCUGUACCUGGAGUUCCUGCAGAAGUUUGAGAAGAACUUUAUUGCUCAAGGCCCCUACGAUAACCGGACGGUGUUUGAAACGCUGGACAUCGGCUGGCAGCUGCUGCGUAUCUUCCCUAAAGAGAUGCUGAAACGAAUCCCUCAGAGCACGCUGGCCGAGUUCUACCCGAGAGAGUCCGCCGCCCGCCACGGAACCUCCUAAACCCUUACCACAAAGAGAGGGGUCACGUGACCUCUGUGCACCCCCACCUCUCUCACCUCUUCCACCUCGGCACCUGUAUCCACCUCCAGAGAACCCCGGAGAACAAAGUACAGUAACGCUUUAGAUAGAGGGGCAAAUUCUGGACUGUGGCAUCAAGCUUCAACCCCGUAACCUGCAGGGUUGAUGGUUCAGGUGUUACUCAGUACGUUCUGUAAAUUAUUUGGCAAUAUGUAAAUGAUGUAGCUGUGCUCCUGUGCACUGGACUCUGCAGGUUUAGGGGUUGAGCUUGUUCUGAUAUAUUUAACAUGCUUACAGAUUUAAAGGGGGUUUUCAUGACGCUCUGAGGAACAGUCCUAUGUAUUUCGCCCCUUUAAAUAAAGUGUUGGUACUCUAGGCUCAGUAUCCUCUGUAGACUUGCUGUGUGUGUGAGGUGUGUGUAUGUUUCUGUCUGUGUGUAUCUGGAUGUGCUUGUGUGUUUGUGUGAGUCAAAUACAUAACUGUGAUUAGCGCUACAGUAGUAUGUUUGGUUUUGUUCAUUUUUCCUGGUGUGUAAGCAGACCUUUAAAUCAACAGAUGCAAGAUGCAAAUGCUGGACCCCCGAUCCGACCUUCCCUCAACACAAAGGAAAUAAGCGCAAAAAAAAGCAAAAAGGGAAAAACGGUGCAUUCACUUUCAUUUUUAAUCUUCAAUCUUCCAUUUAAUCCCUGUAAAAUCUCAUUGCUCCAUUGGUUGAUCAGCUGCCCCCUGCAUUGUGUGAACGUCUCAUGAUAGAAUGGACCAAUAGAGAUGCUCUUAAAUAAGGAAAUCUAUAUAUCGAAAUUCUAUUUUUAAUUUUUAUAGAAUUAAAGUUUUCAGUAGUGUUACUAUUUUGGAGGUGUGAGGUUUUGUUAUGACCUUGGUGAAUGAUGUUUGUUUAUUUAUUAUCAACAUUCCAUAUUCCAUUUAAGUGAUACCUGUUUGUUAGAGGUGUAACGAUGCAUUGAAAAACUGUGAAUUACAUUUCAAUUAUAUUGCAAUAUCAAAUUGCUGAUUGUGAUAUCUGUGAUGACUUAUACAGUUACAUUGGUUUAACAUCAGCAACUCACCACUCCAGCAUGGUCAUGUGACGCCCCACACUAGCUCAUGCUGUAACAUGGUUAAAGUCAUCAUCGUGCAUUUCCUAAGAGAACAUUAUGGAAAUAUAUCAAAUUAUAAACCUAGUAUCGUAAAUCGAAUCAUCUAUUUAUCUAUUUGUGGGCUGAGUGUAUCGUUACACCCCUGGUGUUUAUUAUUGCACAUAAGAACACAGAGUGAUCCUGAGGAGUCUGAUUUAUUUUAAUAACAGUAUAUUCUAUUAUAUAUAUAUAUUACAGAUAGUGUUAUAAAUAGGAUGACUUAGGUUAGGCGAAUUAAAGCAAUGUUUAUGAAGCUCUGUGAUGAGCAUUUUUCGUCGGUUUGCUUAGACUGAUGAGAUGUCGUCUACAGUCUCAAAUUAGCAUAUUCUCCAUAUUCUGAUGAGUUAAUAACCCCCCACGUCCUUCAGAACAUUCCCACUACCUUUAAUCUCAUUUGCGUUACACAGAGGAUGUUUACAUUUCGUGUUUUUUGGAGUGUUGUGUCUGUUCUCCAAAAUAUCAGGUGUUCUCCUUUCUCCCCUAUCAUGUUCAAAUCUUUAUUGUACACAGUCUGUUGUACACAUUGUGUGUGUGUGUGUGUGUGUUGAUUACAAGAUAAUUAAAUUAUAUUAUAUUCUCCUGAAA